This is a messenger RNA of Manduca sexta (tobacco hornworm), 5148 nucleotides long. It is a transcript of the gene Tom70, whose product is annotated as mitochondrial import receptor subunit TOM70. The coding region runs from base 160 to 1806 and encodes 548 amino acids. Gene Ontology annotation, molecular function: protein binding. The record is from RefSeq and is a predicted model, not a curated record. The transcript is spliced from 2 exons. Lineage: Eukaryota; Metazoa; Arthropoda; Insecta; Lepidoptera; Sphingidae.
AUCUAUGGUUCCACUUGAAGACAUCAAUUCUCUGACAUCAAUGAAAUGGGAAGAGAAGUGUAAAAUUGUAAAUUUUGUGUUCAGUAUACAUUUUAGAAGUGAUUUCGUUGAUGGUGAAUUAUUUAAAUAGUUUUUAUCUUGGAGCAGCAUAUCAGAGGUAUGGCAUCAACAGGAAGCGCACCUUUUCCUAAAUGGCAAUUAGCCAUUCUUCUCGGUGCACCAUUGGCUAUUGGUUUAGGUUACCUUUAUCUUCGAAACAGAUUUGAAGACCCUGAAAAGAAAAAAGUCGCAGAGUUAAAAGCGAAAACUACAAUAUCUUUGGAUAAUGAAGAUAAUAAUAUAAAAUCCUCUGAGAGUGCGAUUGAGCGGGCGAUGAAGCUGAAGGGCGCCGGUAAUCGAGCUUUCCAUGCUGGCGAAUAUGAUAAAGCUAUCGGCCUCUACAACGAAGCGAUUGAAGCAUGUCCUCCGGAUCGUCCUGUCGACUUGGCCACCUUCUACCAAAACCGCUCUGCGUGUUACGAGAAACGUGAAAUGUGGGACCAAGUCAAGGAGGACUGUACAUUCGCCCUAAAACUUAACGAAAAGUAUGUCAAAGCGUUUUUGAGACGAUCCCGUGCCGCUGAGAAAAGCGGCGAUCUAGUCCUUGCCUUGGAAGAUGUCACGUCAGCAUGCAUCCUCGAACGAUUUCAAGUACAGAGUUCUUUGGUGAAUGCCGAUCGUAUUCUUAAAGCUUUGGGCAGGCAGCAUGCGCGAGAGGCACUCGCUAAACGACAACCCGUCAUGCCGUCGAAACACUUCAUCAAAACUUACUUUUCUGCUUUCUCUGAAGAUCCCAUUAUGAAAAUCCAAUUGGAUGAAAGUGUCACGGGUGGUUUUGCAAAGGCCAAACAAGCACUAGAUAACCAAGACUAUGAUUCAAUUGUUGAUUUGUGCACUGAGGAGCUAGAUUCUAAUGGACAACACAAAAAUGAAUCCUUGCUUCUGCGUGCUACAUUCUAUUUGUUGUUAGGCAGACAUGAAGAAGCACAGUCAGACCUUGGCAAAGUUAUUGAAAGUGAUGCACCCAUCAAGGUUAGAGUGAAUGCUCUGAUUAAGAGGGCCUCCUUGUUCACACAGUUGGAAAACACUGAACGCUGCUUGGAAGACUUUGCUUUUGCUGCACAAUUAGAUUCUAACAAUUCAGAUAUUUACCAUCAUCGCGGACAGGUGUACCUUCUGUUGGAGCGCAUGGAUGAGGCCACUUCUGAGUUUUCAAAAGCUGUUGAAUUGAACCCUGACUUUUCAAUUGCUUAUAUUCAAAAAUGUUAUGCCGAUUACAGACAUGCUCAGAUCAACAAAAAUGUUGGUGCCCUUAGUCAGGUGCGAGCAGACUUUGAGCGUGCUUUAGAACGAUUCCCUCGGUGUACUGAGGCAUACAUCCUGUAUGCUCAGGUGCUGUCUGACCAGCAGGAGUGGGGACGUACGGAAGCUCUAUUUGACUCGGCUCUGUCUGUUGACCCAAAUAAUGCUACACUGUAUGUACACAAAGGUUUGGUGCAGCUACAAAAAAGCACGGACUUUGAUAAAGCUGUAAAAUUGAUAAACAAAGCCAUUGAAAUGGAUGAUAAAUGUGAUUUUGCUUAUGAAACAUUAGGCACUAUUGAAGUACAGAGGGGUAACCUUAGACGUUCGUUAGAAUUGUUUGAAAAAGCUAUUUCACUGGCCAAGACCGAGCUAGAGAUGACCCAUUUAUUCUCUUUGAAGGAUGCAGCAGCUGCACAACUGAAGGUGUCUGAACGCUGGGGUCUGGACUGGACUGUCAGCUAGACCUUUGCCGUUUAUCUUGCCACAAAAUCAACGAGAAUGUUAUCUGGCCGUCCAAACUAAUAUUUCCCAUAUAAUAUUAAUGUUGCAUUUUCAAUUAUUGUAUUUAAUUUACAUGUUUGUGCUUUACAUUCUUAUUAAAUUUUAGAUAGUUUUUGUCACUUAUUGUUAAACGCUCUUAACAUUUUGUGAGUAGAUAGUUUGUUAAUUGUUUAUGUAUAAUUAUUGUCAGUAGUUAUGCCAGAUUGUAUUCUCGUUGCAAAUUUUACCGCCGCCGACUCGAGUAGCGUCAUUUAAUCGAACAGUUUCAUAGUGAUCCACUGUAUUGCUUCAUAUAUUUCUAUGUUUGAUUUGUCUUUAAAACAUAACUUGUACUGUUUACACAUAAAUUGCCGUUUUAAACAAGUCGUCUCAAACAAGUGAACAAGUUUUUAUGGCCGUACUUAAUUCACAUUUCCAAUUACAGCUCUAAGCUCGUAGAUUGUUUCCGAAAAUAAUUUAAUUUCCGAUCAGAUUUAAUAACUGAUACUACAUCACAAUAAAAAGUCUUUAUUGUAGAUAUAAAUAAAAAAAAACUUUCGAAAAUAAUAUAUAUAAAAUACAGUAAUUUCGGGUGACUUUGAUUCUAACAAUUCUAUGCAGUCUGAGGCUUUGGGAACACAUAUUGUGAGUUCAAAAAUAUAUUGGUCAUCGGUAUCAAUAUAGUCAGUUUAAUAUUUAACUGCGUUUUAUAACGUUAUUAUUUUUUAUUGCGGCUAAUGAUCAUUGAGAGGCUGAAUUUGGACGCCAUAUUUUCUGUGCCAUCAAAAUCAAACGUGGUUACAACUGUAAUGCACUGAAGUCCCAACGGUCAUGUACAUAUUAUAUGAAGAACAUGAGAAAGAUAUUCCGCCAAAAAUGUUCUAAAAACUGGAGCCGUUAAAAAAAAUAUAAAAAUAAUAUUUUAGGACGUUAAUAAAUAAUUAAAUACAGAUAAAUUUGAAUAACUAAGUACUUACAAAAAUAUACUUAUUGAAUAUUUCAGUCUGUAAGUCUCAAACAAUGCAAGCGUAAUUCUUAGGUAUUUACCCAAAUACAGAAGAGUUAGAUGGCGUUAAAAUUACAUAUUUUUUUUUAUAAUAAUAUAAUAUGAAUCUAAGGGCAAAAUUAGCGAUGCGGCAAAUUUUAAGGUGCCCUAAAGCUUACACUAUAACCUUAAGAAUUCCAAAUCAUAGCAAAGUAUGACGAAAGUUUCCAAUGCGCCACAGUCUUAUACAUUUAGAAAAGAAUUUUAAAUUAACUUUGAACAUAUUUUAGCUAUGAUUUUAUUAGAGCUAUAAUUUAUAAUUAUGUUAUUUCAUUCAUUGUGUGCCGUAAUCUUAAUGACAGUUCAGUUCCUGGAUAAUUAAAAUGUAAUAACGUUACAUAUUAUGACAUUUUAGCAAAUUGCGAUGACAAAAGUACAAGUGAUGCAUUAUGUUAUAGAGUAACAGGUUAAUUGUCAUAGCACCUUUUAAUUGAACCAGCCUUAGAUGGACUACCUAGUUUUCAUUUGAUUUCUUGGAUGCUGUACUCAAACGGAAACUAUGCAUUACUAAGCCUACAAUGUGAUUUCGGUUGUCUUUUUGUCAUUCACACUAUAAAAGGCACUAUUUUUUACUGUAAUAGAUAGUGCACUAAAAUUAUCGGAACUUUUAAUGCGUUCUCGUAGAGUAUUGGCCAAAGCAAACCAAUAUCUCUUUAAAAUUGGAGUUAGGUACAUAAAGUAACAGUUGUCUAAGAUUACUAAACAUCGUGACAGCAUCAUAAUCACUACAUAGUAUAAAACAAAGUUACUUUCUCUGUCCCUAUGUCCCUUUGUAUGCUUAAAUCUUUAAAACUACGCCACGGAUUUUGAUGCAGUUUUUUUUAAUAGAUAGAGUGAUUCAAGAGGAAGGUUUAUAUGUAUAAUAUCCAUUAAAUAGUGGAGAAAUACUGUUAUUUUGUUAUGUUAUACCCGUGCGAAGCCAGAGCGGGCUGCUAGUUAUCAAUAAAAAAAAGAAUAUUAAGAAAUACAGAACGAGUGUGGAACUGAAAGGUUUGCAGAACGAAAAUAUUAUAUUUUCAAAUCUGCUAAAAUUUGCGCCCUAUAUUACAAUGAAAGAGAAACAAUUCUGAUUCAUAUUAUGAUGCAAUGUUUCUGUAAAUUUUCAGAGUAAAAUUAUUUAUCGUAUCACCAUAUUGUUUUGUAGAUAAAAUCCUUUUUCGCUGCGAAUCAAAGCUAAUCUCCAAGGCCAAAGUAACCCGAAAUGCUCGUAGCUAUUUUGUUAAAAUACGUAUGUAGGUAUGUUUUUAAGUGUGGUGUAUAAAAAUGUAGUUAUCAAAAUUUACUUCACAUUGAAGUCAUUACCUAAUCCUCGGUAAAUGUAGUUAUAGAGCAGGUGAUAUGCAUUGCAUUUAAAUUAAAAAUUUGUUAAAUUAUUGUGAAUUUGGUUACGAGAAUUAUAAAUAUUGUAUUUAAAGUAUUUGGGUAGCUAGGGGUGGCGCUGUUUCAAAGUUUAUAUGCAAUAAUUUUAGACCGACUACAGAUAAGAUAAAUGUUACUUUUAUCAAAUUAUUGUAAUGUGACUAAAUAUCUAGAAUUUUCCAUUAUAUAUUUAGUGGAGUUAUAAUGUUUAAUAUACACAAUAUAAGUAAGUAUUGAAAAAUGUAAAAACCACUGGAAACUAUAACGCGCGGUCCUAAAAUCAUUACGUGAUUAUAUGAAAGAUAAGACAUUGACACACAUUGAUAAUCUUAUCAUUUUGUAUUCAACGCGAGGUGCCGAUAUUUUUAUGUGUUCACGUAUGUUAAAUCAUUACUUUUCAAAGCAUUAUAUAGAAAAUUAAAUGUCUAGAAUAAUGUAUGCACUAUGAGGUAUAAGUGUGUUAUUCGAAUGAAUUGUUAGGUACUCUGUGUUGUUAUUUUGUUUUGGCUCUAAAUUAUAACAAGCAUAUUGUUUAAUGGUCUAGAAGUAUACUUGCAGAACCAUAAUGUUGACAAAAUAUGUUCCAUUGCGUAUUAGGUGCAAAGAGCGCGAGGUACGUGCGGCGGGGCGUGUAUAGUCGGUGUAUUCAAUACAUUUUUCGGCAUUUAAAUCGUUAUUAGUAUAUACCUGCGAGAGCUCCAUUAGGUACUUGUUUAAAAUAAAGGUUUUGCAGAAACAAAGUAUCUAUAUGUAUUGCUUUCAGCGAAUAAACGAUGUUUUGAGUGCACCUAAAAAUUACCAGUUAGAUUGUGAAUUUAGAAUAUAGCUCGCAGAGACGGUUCUACAGAGUUGUUACCUCACCGAUAGUGGAUAGUUAUCAAUUUAUGGAAACUACGAAUUACAUUAUUUGAAAAAACAAA